GCGGCCUUUAUUCUUGCCAACAAACUAGAGCUAGAGUCGAUAACAAAAGUUAUCAGUAGCGGUCCAUCUAUUUUCUGAAUUGUAGAUACAUAAGUGUGUGUGUUUCUGCUUAAAGAAUUUAAAAAUUGUAUGCCUUUUGUGAAGGCCGAAACGCAUGACAGUAAAAGAAUAAAACAGUAGGGAUGAAUCGUAGAGGUUUAAAUCCUGGCAAUACGAUGACUUCUCAAUCAAAUAUAGACGAUGGCAGCUGGAAAGCUGUUGCCGAAGGAGCAUCCAUGUUGCCGUCCUCGAACUCGUCGACUCUCAAUCCGGAUGGCAGCAACCCAAGUGGCUUUGCCCAGGGCGGUGGACUACCAUACAGUUCUGGGGCCAAUCCAUAUCCACAGGCUGGUCAAUCGUCUCCGGCGGGUAAUCAAUCAAUCGUUUUUCAGAACUCAAAUCAACCUGGAUCGAAUACACCUCAAUAUACCUCUUCGCCGGCGCCCUCUGGUUCCUCGACACCUGGACCUGUGGGCUCACAGAACAUACCUGGCAAUUAUCCGCAGUCUCAGUCAACAGCCGGCAAUUUCAAUGGUCCUGUAGGCGGUCCCUUCGGAUCGCCGUCGUCUGGUCUGGGUCAAUUCAGUCGGCCGGCCAGUUCGGGCACGCCAUUUAAUAGCGGCGGCGGCGGACAAGCCGGUCAUUUCUCAUCGCCUGCUGUAUUUGGUGUUGGUGGACAAUUCAAUCCAAUGCCACCGGCCUCGCCAUUCGGACAUGGCGGCAAUCACCCAAUGAUGGGAGGUCCUGGACCUCAACAAAUGGAGCGAAUUGAUCAAGGUUUCCGAAGGCACAACUCGUACUUCAGUCAUACGGAGCACCGGGUAUUCGAACUCAACAAACGCCUCCAGCAGCGGAACGACGAGAGUGAUAAUUGCUGGUGGGACUCGUUUACAACCGAAUUCUUUGAAGACGAUGCGCGACUAACCAUCCUGUUUUGCCUGGAAGAUGGACCCAAACGGUACACGAUCGGGCGGACACUCAUUCCACGCUUUUUUCGCAGCAUCUACGAGGGAGGUGUGUCCGACCUGUAUUUCCAGCUGAAACACGCCAAGGAAUCGUUCCACAACACCUCGAUAACCCUGGACUGUGAUCAGUGUACAGUGAUUACUCAGCACGGUAAACCGUUCUUUACAAAGGUGUGUGCGGACGCAAGACUGAUUCUGGAAUUCAUGUAUGACGAUUACAUGCGAAUCAAGUCAUGGCACAUGACCAUUAAGGGACAUCGAGAACUCAUUCCAAGGUCCGUGAUUGGUACAUCGCUUCCGCCGGAUCCCAUGCUAUUAGAUCAAAUAACUAAAAAUAUUACCAGAGCGGGCAUAACGAAUUCUACGCUAAAUUACCUUCGUUUAUGCGUGAUACUUGAGCCCAUGCAAGAGCUGAUGUCGCGCCACAAGGCGUAUGCACUGAGUCCGCGGGAUUGCCUAAAGACAACGUUAUUCCAGAAAUGGCAACGCAUGGUGGCACCUCCCGGAAAAAAAGAUCCGCAGCGACCGCCGAAUAAACGACGCAAACGGAAAGGCUCGAAUUCGGGCGGAGGCAACAAUUCCAAUACUCCGCCAGUCACAAAUCAGAAAAGAUCACCCUCGGGCCCCAGCUUUUCCCUGUCCUCCCAGGACGUAAUGGUUGUGGGUGAGCCAACGCUAAUGGGCGGCGAAUUUGGCGAAGAAGAUGAGCGACUCAUUACGCGCCUUGAGAACACACAAUAUGACGGUACCAAUGCUGUUGAGCAUGAUAAUCACACUGGAUUCGGGCAUGCCGAUUCUCCUAUCUCUGGUUCAAACCCGUGGAAUAUUGAUCGAGCUGGCACCAUUCCAGCCAGUCCCGGCAAUGGUGGCGCGCCGCAAAACAAUGCGAACAUUGCCGAUAUUGAUAAGAAAAGCCCCAUUGUGUCGCAAUAGAAGUGGUGCAUACAAAAAUUUAAAUAUUUCGCUAUAUUGUCAAAUGUAUUUUCAUACGUGCAUGUAAAAAUAUAUUAAAAUAAAGCUUACAAGUUUUAGGAAAUGUAUAUAAGAUCUACUAUAUAUGUAUGUAAUUGUAUUGUACGUUUUUACACAGUAAUAUAUAAAAUUAUUUAAGGUAGGCAUACUUUAGUUUUGACUGCUCAAAUUCAAAUAUCAAACAAAUAAACUGUUGUUUCAGUAAUACGGAAAUUUGUAAA
Messenger RNA from Drosophila willistoni, 2197 nucleotides. It is a transcript of the gene Chi, whose product is annotated as LIM domain-binding protein 2. Lineage: Eukaryota; Metazoa; Arthropoda; Insecta; Diptera; Drosophilidae. The record is from RefSeq and is a predicted model, not a curated record. The coding region runs from base 183 to 1937 and encodes 584 amino acids. Gene Ontology annotation, cellular component: nucleus; transcription regulator complex. Gene Ontology annotation, molecular function: LIM domain binding. The transcript is spliced from 2 exons. Gene Ontology annotation, biological process: negative regulation of transcription by RNA polymerase II; nervous system development; positive regulation of transcription by RNA polymerase II.